GUGGAUUUGAGUAUGUAGAUGUUGUUGAUAGAGUUGGUUGUGCAGACGGGGUUUGGUGUCUCAACAAUGAUUCAAAAUUUCUAGAUUUUAAAUAUCUGCAACUGUAAAAAUAAAAAAAGCCAAGAUGAAGAUUGAUAAAGGCAGACUGAAAAAAAGUUCAUCGGAGGUGCCACCAGACUGCCAAGCACUAAUUGAUAAAUUGCGUACCAGUAAUAGAAAGGAUUUAUUUUACGUUCUGAAAGGAAUUGAAACAUGGAAUUUUGGAAAAUGUGAACUCUAUCACUGGAUUGAUGUCUUGGAUGUCUUGGAUGACAUACUCGAAGAGAGUGCCAAACGUGAAUCAGCACGCAGUUGGAUAUUACGAAUUGAUUUGCCUGAGAUGGAAUGGGAAAGACAGUUGCUACUGAGAGUGUUGAAUUUUACAACAUUAUUGAUAGAACACUCCUUUUCACGGCACCUAUACAACUCAGUGGAACACUUAAUCUCACUCUUAACAUCAUGCAACAUGAGUGUUGUGCUUGCUGUUCUAAAUUUGUUAUAUAUGUUCAGUAAAAGAAGCAAUUUCAUUACACGCUUGAGUGCUGAUAAAAAGAAAUCCUUGUUAGCUAGACUGAAUCGCUUGGCUGAGAGUUGGUGUGCGUAUGAUGAAGGAGUUAGUCUUGCACAAAGCUGUCGAAAUAUGUAUCUUGGGGGACGUUCAACAUUACAUUAUGAAUUUUAUGAGCCACCAAAAGGACAUCAGAAGGGAUCUCUGUUGUCAAAAAGUGCAAUUCACAUUGACAAUAUUGAGUGCUUAGGUCUUUCUGCAGCAGCGUUGAUGGAUAAUAUUAUGAAACGUCACCCAACCCUCACAGAAGAGAAACAACUGUUGCUGUUUUCUCGGCUGAGGUUGUACAUAAAUUUUCCAAGCUAUGAAACUCGUCUGCUGUGUGUACAGGCCAGACUACAAGCUACUUCUGUGCUGGCAUACACGAAUGCAAUAUUGGAGAAUGCCCAUACUUUACUAUAUAAUGGAUUUUUGGAAGAAUUGGUUGAAGUUGUUCAAUUAUCUGAUCCCAAUUUGACAGAUAUAAGAGCUGCAGCACUUCGUACACUUACCUCCAUUACUCACUUGGACAGACAUCCACAUUUCACAAAGAAACCGAGUGCAAGACUGAAUAUGAUAAUUGAAGUGACAACAGCAAAUUCAUUCCAUGGUUUCUUGCCUACCUUUGUUCGAUCCUGUGUUAGCACGUUAUUGUCAGACCCUCAACUAAAUCGCCCAAAAUGUCCAUUUCCUCUUCCACUCGCAACAGCACUUUUCAGUUUCCUUUACCAUUUGGCAAGUUAUGAUGCUGGAGGUGAGGCACUAGUUAGCUCUGGCAUGAUGGAAUGCUUGCUGAGAGUAAUACACUGGCAUGGAAGAGAGUUAGAACAUAUCACAUUUGUUACAAGAGCUGUGCGAGUUAUUGAUCUUAUCACAAACAUUGACAUGCAAAGCUUUCAAGCUCAUGGAGGCCUUUCCAGUUUCAUAAGUAGACUUGAGGUUGAAGUGAAUGCUUGUAGGAGAGAUCAGCCUUUUGUGAUCAAAACAAAUGACAUACUGGCCUGCUAUCAGCCUCAGCAUCUAACAUUCAAUGUUAAUGCACAGUCUGGUCAACCAAGUUGCAGUGCGGACAGUGAACAUGUGAUGGAAGUGGACACAGACAAAACUCGGGGUGAUUUGAAUAAAAGUGAGAUGUCACAAGAAAUUAGGGAAAGCCAUAGGCCAAUUAGCACAAAUGACCCCAAAUCAGUGAAAACCUGUCUUCCACAGCGAGCUGCUUUGUUGAAAUCCAUGUUGAAUUUUCUGAAGAAGGCCAUUCAAGACACAUCAUUUUCAGAUAGUGUGAGGAAUGUAAUGGCUGGAUCCUUGCCAUCGAGUCUGAGACACAUAAUAAGCAAUGCAGAGUAUUAUGGUGCUUCACUCUUUCUUCUUGCAACAGAUGUUGUUACAGUGUAUGUUUUUCAGGAACCAUCAUUUCUUUGUACUCUGCAAGAUGAUGGCCUGACAUAUGUUAUUAUGAAUGCCCUUAUAGUGAAAGAUGUUCCAGCAACUAGAGAAGUUCUAGGGUCACUUCCAAAUAUUUUCAGUGCUUUGUGUCUGAAUGGACGUGGGUUGGAAGCAUUUAUGCAGUACCUGCCUUUUCCAAGACUGUUCAAAAUACUUAUAUCACCAACAUACUUAGGAGCAAUGAAAAGGCGAAAAAGUUCUGAUCCAGCGACAGAUACGCCUUGUAAUUUGGGGAAUGCUAUGGAUGAGCUUAUAAGACAUCAACCAACUCUCAAAGCUCCAGCAAUAACUGCAGUAACAAAGCUUUUGGAUGAAUUGUAUGACAUUCACCAAGAUCCAAGAAAUUCUCUUUGGCGAGGGAAUGUCCGUGCUGAAGUUCCUCAACCUUCUUCUGCAAGGCAGGGUGGGAGUAGCAGCAGUGACGAAGAGGAUGAAGAUGAUGCUUCUACAUUAUCACAUGCUCAACAGGAAGAUGGUGCAGUGGGUGAAAGGAUGAAUGUUCCUCUUGUUGAUUACAUUAUCAACGUGAUGAAAUUUCUAGAUUCAAUUCUAACUAAUAAUUCAACAGAUGAUCACUGCCGUGAGUUCAUAUCUCAGGGUGGUAUUCCUCGCUUAAUGAAAAUACUGGAAAUUUCUUACCUACCUCUUGACCACCCAGUCACAUCUGCUGGACAAGCUGUAGCAACUGUCUGCAAAUCCAUUUUGAAUCUUACACACGAAGGAGAAAUCUUCAGGGUUGGCCUGGAAAAUAUGGAAACUAUUCUUAGUCGUAUGACUGAGCUUCAGUUGGCCACGAUCAAUGCAAAUGGCUCCAUAUUGUUGCAUGAACUGGCAAUACAAGCAAAUGCUGAGGUGGCAUUCAACUCGGUGCAUUCCUUACCUCUCCUCCAUGGAGUGAACAGUAUUCAUGGUUAUGUAGUAAUGUUCCUUAAUCUGAGUCGCUCGAGUCAGAAUGAACUUAGAUCUCUUGCUUUGGCCCACUGGGGUUCUGUGAGAGGUCUCUGUGUCUUGUCACUGCUAAAAAGUCUUUAUAAAGCACUAGUGUGGGAAAGCACUGUACUCCUAGCACUGUGCAGUGAUGAAGUUCCUCUUGACAAAGAAUUUGCCAAAGAAGACUUACAGAAGCUAAUGCCCCAAGACAAGGGUGUUGGUGAGCGUUCAUCUGGAAGUGAUAAAGGAAUGACAACAGCAAUGGAAGCCUUAAGUACAAAUGAUACAGAUGCAAGCCAUGAGAGUGGCACUGAACAGAGGAAUUUCCUCAAAGUUCCACCAAAUAUUGUUGCAAAAUACAUAAAACCAUUGCUGCAUGCAUCUUCAAGGCUUGGAAGAGCCCUGGCGGAGCUGUUUGGGAUGUUAGUCAAGUUAAGUGUUGGAACACCUCUGAAACGACGCCAGCGGUAUACGGUCUUGUCGAGAGUUUUGACACCAGCAGCUAAGGAUAUUUCAGAGAGUUUGGCAAUGCUGCUUGUCGACUGUUUAAGCUGGACAUCAUUACCUAAAGUUUGUGUACCCCAAUUCAAACUAACAUACUUGAUAUGUUCAGUUGGUUUUACUUCACCACUUCUGUUUGAUGAAAAGAAAAAUCCGUACUACUUGAUGUUGUACCAGUUCUUAAGAUAUGGGGGACACACAGCAUACUUUGAGUCAUUCAGGAAAGCUCUUACAGAUAAUGACAAAUUGCCCAUCAAGACUGCAUUUGAAAAUCCUUUGUUACCUGAGGGGACUGGUGAAUUCCUUGAUGCGUGGCUUCUACUUUUGGAAAAGAUGGUGAAUACAAAAUGUAUCCUUGACUCCCCAUACUCCCACAUAUACAAAGGUCCUGCGGAUGAGGGAUUUGAUCCAGCCAAAUUUCUGUUUGAAGUUCAAAAGGAUGCAUACCAGGCUGUCAUGCUGAUGUGGAGGAAAAAACCUUUGAAGACAUAUGGAACUCGCAUGUCUGAAACCAUGUUCGCCAUAUUGAGACACAUUAUCAGAGGGGAAAGAAUUUAUCAAGAAAUGCUGAAUGAAACUAUUGCCUCAAGGAAGAAAGCUUUGUUAGCUAAACCUCCAACUCCCACGACAUCUGAGGCUCCUGCAAAAAAUGUAACUAAUACUGCAUUGGGUGUUAAUCUUGACCAUCUCAAACAACUGAUGGACAUGGGAUUCACAGAAGACCGUUGUGUGGUUGCACUUAAGAAUACAUCCGGUUUGGAGCAAGCUACAGACUAUCUCUUAAACCACCCAUCACCACUGAUUCAAAUGGGGAAGGUAGACGAGUAUGUGGUAAUCAGCAGAGAAGCACUGGAUGAAUUUUCUUUAGAUGUGUUUGGUUCAUGUAUGAUGUACAUUGACUGGAUACCUGAAACAACGUACUAUGCUAUGGACCUCUUGACAGCUGCUGCAAAGAGGAUUGGUCCACAUUUCCGUGAUGUAACCAUCAACACAGUCAUUUCACAGGUAGAUACAUAUGCUGAAAAGUUGUUUCAAGAAUGCUUUGAAGACUACGAUAAACCAUCAAAAGUUUUAUCUGCUUUUGUGGAGUCACCCACAGGCAGUAAACUCGCUGCAAGGAUGCAUUUACUUUCACUUCUUUUGGAGGAGCUGCGGACUCCAUGUGCUCUGUUAAUUGUAAGAAGAGGAAUCAUUUCUUCCCUUGUCAGUUUGCUAGAGCUUGCUGAAGUUGUUAUGAAAAUGUUUCAUGCUACUGUUGCACCAAAGUGGCUGACUCAUCUUUUGAAUCUAAUAAAUGCUGUUGAAAGGAUCAAAGUCAGCUCUGAAAGGAGAGAUAAGAUGCUUCAGGUAACUACAAACACUUGGAGAUGGUUUGAUAUAUCAACAGGAAAAUGGAAUGCUUACUCUGCAGCAAACAACAAGAUAAUUAAUGAUGCUUUCUUCCGAGGUGAUCCAAGAGUUAAAGUGUCUUGUGGAGGACGCAGGCGUUACGUGAUAUCUUUCACAGACAUGGUUCAGACAAAUGAAGAAACUGGGAAUAGCAGACCUGUAACUUUGUCAUUGAAGUGCAGGGAUAAAAAUGACGUGAAAACAUCAACCAAAGAAAAUUCUGGUGAAGAUAUGGAUGUUGAAUGUCUAGAUUUCUCAGAGCGAAGGAAACCAGUGAAUCUUCAACAGUAUGACACAACACGAUCCUGUCAGAUAAUUAGGGCAUGUGUUGGCUUAAUGAAGAUCUCACUCGACAGAGAUACGCUUCACUCAGCAAUGUUCGCCUGCAUACGUCUCACAAGAAAUUAUGAAUUAGCGAAAGCUUUUAUUGAAGCUGGUGGUAUACAGACCUUGCUGUCUCUGACAACUGGUCCAUUCAAUGCUGCUUCCUUGAAUAUGGCUACAAUACUUAUAAGACAUGCCCUAGAAGAAUAUGCUGUUCUCAGGCACACAAUGGAGAAGGUAAUACGUACACAGGCACAACUGAAUGACCCUACUCCAUACAAGGAGAUAUUGUUUUUCAUGCUGCAGACAUCUUCAUGUGUUUGCCGUGCACCAGACAUGUACGCAGAAAUUGCAUCUGAUGUUCUAAGGAUUGACAUAAAUCACCUCUCAAAGCGAAAUGAUGAUGAAGGCCAGCGGUUGCUUGUCAAGUGCCUCCCAUCCAAAAAUACAACUGCUGAAGCAAGGGAUGAUGACUCAGUUAAAGUUGUCAUUGAUCUUUUGAAUGCACUUAUUGAGCCUCACAAUACUCAAGAUGUAGAAGUGAAAUCAGUUGGCAGCAAAGUUCAAGAGAAGAUAAAAAAUAAAGAAAGUUCAAACACAAAAACUUCUCUGAAGACCACAGAAGGCAGUUCAUCCCAGGCAUGGAGACGCCCACUCCUAACUAAGUCAGCAAUUCUUAAAAUUUUAGCAGAUAUUGCGAAGUCUUAUUCGGCAUUUGCAAAAGUUAUAAGUGAUCACGUUUACACUGCUGGACAGACAGAAUUGGUUAAAGAGGAGUGUUCAGCACUGGCUUUCAUGCUAGAUAACUUCCUUAUGAGCAAGGAACCAGCUGACAAAGAGUGUUCAACAAUGGCACGAGUACUUAUUGUUGCACUUGCUUCAUGCAGUCAUGCAUCAGAUGUUCAAGGAACAGUGAUCUCGGAGGUGAAAUCUGCAUUGGUUCGAUGUGUCAAUUGGUACGAGUGCUCAGAAAAGCAUACACGAAUUCAGCAGCUGAGUGCACUUGUGUCUUCAAUUAUAUAUAAUUCUCCAGGCCCUGUUGAAGUUCCAAGGCUUCAUUAUAGCAGUAUGAACCAUAUUGUCAAAAUAAUGAUACGGAAAGGAUUGGUGACCGACCUGGCUAAAAUUACUCACUCACUAGACCUGUGCAGCACCUCUCUGCCAAACACGAUGAAUUCUGUGUUAAGAACUCUUGAGGUGGUGACAAGAAUUAUUAACAUGCCUGUUUCAACAGGUUCUAGUAAGAGUGGAAGAAAUACACGGAGUAUAGCAAUUACAGAUGAGCAAGCAACUAACAACAGAGAUGGUACCACAGGAAGUGCCCAAGUCGAAGAACUGGAAGAAAUUGCCAGUGAUGCUGCAAAUACAGUUGCUCAAGACUCAUCUGAGAGGACAAGCACUGAAAAUCAACAGAACAGGGAAGAGCAAGACAGUGAGAAUGCUUCUACAGAUACAAAUGCCAGGAGAGACGGUGCUGUUGAUGAUGCAAUGGUCCUGAAUUCUGAUUAUGGAGCAGAAGUUGAAGUUGAAGUAGAACCAAAUUCUAGAGGAGGAGAUGCUGCUAGUGCACUUCCUUCAACAGCAGAAACUCAACCUCAGUUUAGAGAAAAUUCUGCCCAGUCUAUACAGUUUGAAAAUAGAGGUACAGCUGAACUUGACAGUGAUGAUUCAGAUGAUUCCGAACCUUCAGAUACUGACGUCAACCACAUGGAUGAUGAUGAAGAAGGUGAUGAAAAUGAAGAAGAAGGUGGUUCAGGUUAUGAAGAAGAUAAUCUAGAAUUCUUUGAAUCAGAUGAGGAUUUGUUCCGCAUUCCUGGUCUUGAACGGGAAGGUGAUGACCUCCUCAUGAUUCAAUAUGCUGACGCUGAGGCAGGUGGGUCAAGGACGGGCCCACGUACCUCCUGGAAUUCAAAUACUGUACCACUAGCAACUGGAAGCAAUGAGGAUGCACCAAAUGGAAAUGAGAAUGCAGGUGAUAUUCCUGCAAGUCAUCCUUUAGUUAUGGCACGCCGUAAUUUAGCUGCAAGUACUUUAUCAACAUCUCGAACACACAGAGCUAUGAGGCAGCGGCACUAUCAGUACUUGCAAAUGAACUCAAGAAGUCAGAACAAUGCAGUCAUCUUGCAGAGGUUGCUAGGUCCAUCAGCUGCAACUGCUAUAGAACUGGGGAUCCCAAUUAAUCCUGUAGCCAUUACUGAACUACAAGACAAUAAUAUUAGGGUCAUAACAUCGGAAAGAAGUCUAGGUGUUAUUUCAAAUCCACAGUCAGAAGAGGAUCAAGCUGAUACAACUGAUCAGCCGGGCUUUGUUUUUGGACCGAGUCUUACAGCUACAGUCAGUACCAUACCAACAGCGAUGUUCUGGUGGUAUGAAGAAUGCAAGCUGCUUGAUUCUGAUUCACAGUUCAGCGCUGUUAUUGGGACUUGCCAUGAUGUGAUAACAGAACUCAGUAAGUACAAAGCGGAGGAUCUUGCUCAACGCAAGGAGAUGAUGAAGAAAAAACAAGAGGAAGCAACAACAAGAAAGAAAAACAUGAAGAGAACUAAUGCUUCAGGUGAAACGGGAGCUACUGCAGGAACCAGACCAAAUAUAAGAACAAUAGCGCGUCGUCCAUUAUUUACACAAAAUUCAGCGGCAGAAAAUCUGGCUGAUUCCAUUGUAGAGUCAGCUCUGCAGCCAUCAUUGUCAGUAGAUGGAAGCCAGUCUAAUUUUUCAGAACAGAUAGAUGGAGUGCAGAAUUCCACAACAGAAAGUAACUCAUCAUCUACCAUACAAGCAUUGGGAGCAGAGUUAAUAGCACCAUUGCAUUCUGUUAUUAUACAAAAUUCGAAUCUUGGAGUAUCUGGUGCAUACCAACAUCAAUCAUCAGAUCAGAGUUUUCCUCAACAUGAUCAACUGUUUCGAAAUUCAGGCAGUGUAGGAGAAAGUUCCUCACAAUCAGCGACAGUGUCAGAAGAUAGUGCACAGCCAAGUUCCCAGGCUUCUACCUCCACACCUACAAGAGAACAGAAUUCUUCUGCCUCUGAUCAAUGCAGUAGUGUCACUUUAACUAAUACUGCAAGAAAUGAAGCAAGGGGCACUCAUGAAGUUAUGGAGAUAGAUGGACAACAGCAAAAUAGAGCUGCCCAACAACAUACUACAGGUCAACCUGAUACAAGUGUGCCUGCACUCACACUAAACACUAAUUCUGAUUCAUCUGCCUCCAAUACACUUUCUUUGUCUCGUGAAGAAGUGACAGUCCCUGGGCUUAGUGUAACACAUACUACAUUAAGCUCUCGGUUUAGACGCUCACCUUCUGGGAACUUAGAUUCUAACAACUUCUUAGCACCUAAUGCGGACUCUGAUUACGAGAGUAAUGUAGCAGAUGACAGAGAUACCCAGUCGUCUAGGGGCAUGUUACCACUGCGAAGACGAGCACAAAGUGGAAGGCGGGUUUAUCUGCGAAGUGAUAUUGAGUCACAGUCCUCUUCAGAUGAAUCUCAAAGGAAUCGACCCUGGUACCCUCAAGACGGACUGACCACAGUGCACAGUCCAGAAACCAGUGUGACAGCUACAACUACUGCAUCAUCAUCAGCGGGUAGCAAUGCAACAUCAGCAUCAUCAGCACCAACAAGUACUACCAGUACAACAUUAAGUACAGCAUCAUCAUCAUCAUCAGUGCAAUCAACUAAUUUAUUUAGAUUAUCUGGUGCACAUGGAUCAGAUUCACCACAAGCAAAUGUGUCAUCAGCAGCAUCGACAUCCUCAACAACAGCUGUUGUUCAUACAGCCCCAUCUGUCAGCCACCCGGUUGCUGGAACUUCAAGAGCUCCACAGCCUGUAUCGGCUGCAUCUGCUAGUACCAGUAAUGCUGCUAGUUCUGGUUCUGGAACUCAGUCAACAGGAGGAAAUCCAUCUGAUCUCCUUGAAGGUGUUGAUCCUUCUUUUCUUGCUGCUCUUCCUGACGACAUGCGAGAGGAAGUGAUUGCUGAGCAGUUGAGGUUACAAAGAAUACGGCAGAGGACACUGCAACAGACAAGGGACCUCAUUGCAUCAAAUGUGUCUGAGGUAAAUCCAGAAUUCCUGGCAGCAUUGCCUCCAUCCAUACAAGAAGAAGUCCUUGCACAGCAUCACUUGGAACAGCAAAGACAAGCAGCAAUUGCAAGUAAUCCUAAUGAUCCCGUGAAUGCUGCAGAGUUCUUCCAGAAUCUUCCAUCAUCACUAAGGCAAACAAUUUUGACUGAUAUGGAGGAGUCUCAAAUGUCUGUGUUGCCACCAGAUCUAGCACAGGAAGCACAGACAUUACGAAGGGAAUGGGAAGCGAGGAACAGGCAAUUGAUGCAAGACAGAUUUUUUAGCCAUGUUAGUCACAAUACCAGUGCAUUGUCUUCAAUGUUAAGGAAUCCAGGCAGGGUAAGCAGUUCAAGGUAUUCCCUUCAGUCAUCUGCUGCACAACAAAGAGCACAGUGGAAUGCAUGGAACACGGCAAGUACAGAUUCCAGUGGCUCACAGGGAUCAAAUUAUUCAAGGACUGGAGGACGUGCGUUGCUGGAUAGUGAAUCAGUAUCGUGUCUCUUAGUACUUCUGUUCAUUGAUGAUUCGGCUUUGAACAUGGGUCGUCUUCACAGAGUUUUGCGGAAUUUAUGUUACCAUCCACCUACAAGAGACUGGAUACUGAAAGCUUUACUGUCUAUUUUGGAGAAAUGCAGUUUUGCUCAUAAAAAUUCGCUUCCUGAGCCAAAGCGAAUGACAACAAGGUCACAAUCUCAGUCACCAGCUCCAAAUAUUGUAACUGUUCAUGGAGCGUGGCUAAACACUACAUUCAAUUAUGCCCUGGGCAGAGUAACUGAAGUAUUUUCUCUUAUUAAAUAUCCAACAAAACGUGGACUUACUUACAUCACACUGCAGACUCGGGCAUGUCCUGUGGUUUUCAGGCAUACUGUUGAAGUGCUAAUAUCAAUGGCAAAAGGAUUACCUGUUCACUUCCUGUUGUGUCUCAAGAACAGAGAUAUUGACAAGAUCAAAGGAGUGAGCAAGGACGCUAAAGACAGCAAGGACGCUAAGGACAGCAAGGACGCUAAGGACAGCAAGGACGCUAAGGACAGCAAGGACGCUAAGGACAGCAAGGACGCGAAGGACAGCAAGGACGCUAAGGACAGCAAGGACGCGAAGGACAGCAAGGACGCUAAGGACAGUAAGAACAAAGAGUCAAUGGAAUCAAAGUCAAAAGCGCCAUCUGGUUCUGGCCAAGCUACUGGACGUACUGCCAGACAAGAAGCCGCAGAUUUUUGGGAUGUCUUAUUGAAGUUAGAAUCGCAAUGCACUAGAAAAGGGAAAAGUGUUGCACGUCCAUACUUAGUUCAUGUUUCAGAUGAAGAAGAAAUGACACCUUCAAUAUUUGAAGGCUCAGCAUUUGGAAGAUUAUUUGCUCUGUUGAGUUCUACCACUAUAACUCAAAACAAACCACUUGUUGAUAAGCUGCUGAAGCUUCUUUCACAUGUAUCAGCUGGACUGCCAGAAAUAGUCCAUACAGAUAUGAAAGACAGUGGCGAACAAAAUCCAAAAGAAGAACUUCUGCCAAUUUCAAAACCUCACAUGAAGCUGGCAGUUGAUGUGUUGACGUCUCGUUGCUGUUCAGAAGAAGGAUUGGAGGACAUAACAACACUUUUCCUCAACUUGGCAAAUUGUUUCUAUCCAGCAAAACGUGUUACUUUAGAUCUUUUGGUUGAAGGCGCCAUGGAGCUAGGAAAGAUGCUGAAACAGCAUAUUGGGCAAGUACUGAAGGAUCUGAAGGCUUCAAAUAAGAGACUGAAAAGACAACAUGAAGAUGAUACUUCACCUACAGAUAAACUUCCAAAAGGAACUUUAAUGGACAGGUUUACCAAACACAGUGUGGUAAUAAAUGCUCCUGUCAAAGGGAAAGCUCGCUACGACUGGUCUGUAACAAAUGUGAAUUUGCUGACAUCAAAAACUUCAAGUCAGGCAUUCUUCUUAAGAACACUGAAAGUCAUAGUUCAGAUAAGAGAUUCCAUCAAAGAGGCACAUAAAAGACUGAAGGAUAAUGUGGCAAAUCCGGAAGCAAAUGAAGUGCCGCACUUGGCAACUUUGCUCCCUCUCGAUGACUUGUGGGACGUAUUGAGUUCUUGCUUAAGUGAAUUGUCCAAUACCCCAGAUUCUCAUGCAGUUCUUGUUUUGCAGCCUGCAGUAGAAGCAUUUUUUCUUGUGCACACUCCUCCUCCCCAAAGUGAAGAGAAGAAAACUGCACCAAAAGGGCAGGAAGUGACUCAAGCUGAACAGGCUGGUGCUUCCACAUCUGGUGUGGCACAACAAAGUGUUGCCCCGGUCUCACCACUACCUCCAGAUUCUGAAGCAAGUGCAAACCCACAGUCCUCUCCGAGCAGUUCCAGAGUAGACUGGGAGAGUUUGUUUGCGGUAUCAGUUCCACGACCUCCAACAAAACCAAAAUUCUUAGUCUUUGCUGAAACCCACAGAGUUGUCCUCAAUGAAAUACUGCGGCAGUCGACAAUAAAUAUAGCUGAUGGACCAUUUGCUGUGCUUGUAGACCAUACAAGGAUUUUGGAUUUUGAUGUAAAGAGGCGCUACUUCCGGUCAGAGCUAGAGCGAAUGGAUGAGGGUAUCCGCAGAGAAGAAUUAGCUGUACAUGUCAGGAGAAGCCAUGUGUUCGAAGAUUCAUUUAGAGAACUGCAUCGUCGCAGUGCAGAUGAAUGGAAAAAUAGAUUCUAUAUUGUGUUUGAAGGUGAAGAAGGCCAGGAUGCAGGUGGUUUGUUGAGGGAGUGGUAUGUUAUUAUAUCACGGGAGAUAUUUAAUCCAAUGUAUGCCUUAUUUACAACUUCACCUGGAGAUAGAGUAACCUACAUGAUAAACUCAUCUUCUCAUUGCAAUCCCAACCAUCUCUGCUACUUCAAGUUUGUUGGGCGUGUUAUUGCAAAGGCCAUUUAUGAUAACAAACUUCUUGAAUGUUAUUUCACAAGAUCUUUCUACAAACAUAUCCUUGGAAUUCCUGUUAAAUACACGGAUAUGGAAAGUGAGGACUAUACCUUUUAUCAAGGUUUGGUUUAUUUAAUGGAAAACCACAUCAGUUCAUUAGGUUAUGAUCUCACCUUCAGUGCUGAGGUACAAGAGUUUGGUGUUACGGAUGUGAGGGAUCUGAUUCCGCAUGGUCGUUAUAUUCAAGUCUGUGAAGAAAAUAAAAUGGACUACAUCCGUCUUGUCUGCCAGAUGAAAAUGACUGGUGCUAUUAGAAAACAGAUAUAUGCUUUCUUAGAAGGAUUCUAUGACAUAAUUCCAAAACGUCUGAUAUCAAUAUUCAAUGAACAAGAGUUGGAACUGUUAAUCUCAGGAAUGCCCAACGUUGACAUUGAAGACCUUAAAGCUAAUACGGAAUAUCACAAAUAUAGUCCGACAUCACUACAGAUUCAGUGGUUUUGGAGAGCACUGCGUGAUUUUGAUCAAGCAAACAGAGCAAAAUUCCUCCAGUUUGUCACAGGCACAUCAAAGGUACCACUUCAAGGUUUUGCAGCACUUGAAGGAAUGAAUGGAGUGCAGAAAUUUCAAAUUCACAGGGAUGACCGAUCUACAGACAGAUUGCCCUCAGCACAUACUUGCUUCAACCAACUAGAUUUGCCAGUUUAUGAGACUUACGACAAGCUGCGUACAUACCUUCUGAAGGCCAUCCAUGAAUGUUCAGAAGGAUUUGGAUUUGCUUAAAGGAAAAUGUAAAUCUGUGCUUGUACUGAUGAAACAUUUUGAUCACUUGAACUUGUUUGUGCAUGUACAACAACUUGUGAUUUUGUUGAUAAUGUUUAAUUUCUUACCUGUAUAUUAAAUGUUGUAAAAAUAAUUAUAAAAGCAGUCCUCCCAUAAAAUUCCAAGGUAUCAGAACUGCAGUUUCUUUUUGAAAAAGACUUGGAUUCAUGAAAGGAUAGGAGGUCUUGUUGACAUAUAAGACAUAAAAUAAAAGUCCAAUGUCCUUAUUUUUAUCAGAAUAUUUGAAACUGAACACUCAGUCUUAAUGACAAAACAUUCAUUUUCAAAUUUCAAAGGAAAACAGUGUUGUGUAUAUAUGUAUGUGAUAUUUGUGUGAAUAGCAUUUCAAGCAGCUAGAGUAAAAGAAUUGUGUGCUAAAUGUUUUACAGAUUAGUCUAUAUUGAUGUUUUGAAAUAAGCCAAACAACUUGCUGUUUUGAAUGAUUUUAUGAAAAUUGAUGAUUUUUUUGUUUUUGUUAUUUGAAAAAAAAAAACCUGUGGUUAUAUUUAACAUUUAGAUGUUAUGGACUUUCCAUAACAUUGACUAUUUGAUGAUAGUUGUUUCACUGGAAUUUGAGAGACUGAUAUAGCAUUCUCAUUGUUGCAUCCAGUAUUUAUAUUCUCCCUACCCCCCCCCCCCCUCUCUCUCUCUCUCUCUCUCUCUCUCUCUCUCUCUCUCUCUCUCUCUCUGUCCCUCACCCCCCCUCUCAGGUUGUGUGUGUGUGUGUGUGUGUGUGUGUGUGUGUGUGUGUGUGUGUGUCCGUCCGUCCUUCAGUUCCUCCUUAUGUUCACGUGGUUGCACUGCUGUAGCAAUAUUCCUGUAAAUUUGUUAAUUACAUUUUUUUAUUUGAGCUCAGUACUGUUUUGUCUUUUUCCCUUUGCUAAAUGUAGUGCUGUGUGGCUGUGUCUGUCACUGCAAAGUACACUUGUAUGGACUGUAUGCAAGGAAAAAAUGUUAUGAAGAAACAGAGAUUUCUAAAGUGAAACAUUAUAAUUGGAUUCUGUGUUAAAUUAUGAGGAAUAACUGUCUGGAAGUGUUGUUGGAAUUAUCUUCAUUAAAUUGAGACUAUCUUAAUGGUGGUCUAAAAAUACUUCUUUCAUGUAACUGUAAGUUUCGGUGAUUAUCUGGAAUUAUAGUGUUUGUCACUGAUGCAGGUGAUCACAUUAGUUUCUUCAGUUUUGCACUUAAUGUAUUGAUGUUGUAUCUUAAUGUUCAAAUAGAGUGGCAUUGUUUUGUUGAAGAAAUAAUAUGAAAUACCCUAUCCUUCUAUUAUUUCCAGAUAAUCACAUGUCUUGUUUCUAAUAAGAUAACAGAUCUGUAUUGAUGUUAGCUAAAAUGUGUCAAUGUGUCGAUGUGUCAAUGUUUCAUUGUAUCAAGUGAAAGCCUCCACUCAGAACUAUAAGAUAUUAGGAAUGCUAAGUUUUAUGCAAAUUUUUUUGUUGCGCUGUGUAUGGUUUUCUUUAAAUUUCCAAGAAAUAGUUAUUUUCACACUGACAAAUUAGUGAACCACCUCACUGCAAAAAGAGAUAACAAGGAUAAAUUUGUGUAUAUUGAAUGAUAUCCACAGAGUUGCAAGGUUUAUUCAGUGUAAAUACACAAAAUAAAAUACAUGUUAAGCAGUAAAUGUGUGUUACAAAAAAUAACUUUAACAGGUUUGAGGAAGUCUUUCACAGUGUAUUGUUGCAUUUCUUUUUCUAAAGUUCAUAAUACAGUGCGAAGUUCCUGUUGCUAUGAGUACUGUUAUGAAAAAAUUGAGACUGGAAUCUGUUCUUAGUUCCAUGCAGUAAUACACAGUUGCAGAUGUGAAGAAGGAAAAAAAAGGGAAAAAGUGACACUUGUACACUCUGUGCAGUUUUCUGAAAUUGUACUUGACAUGAAGUGUUUCAAAUUUCAUUUAAUUUUUUUUCCUUCUUUUUUUUAAGAAAGUAAUAAUGUAGCCACAAUUCCUUUCACUAAGUUGCAAAUAUUGUAUGAUUUUUAAAUGGAAAAAUUUUCAAGCAUUUUUAAUAAAACAUAUUUAAAUUCA
Messenger RNA from Schistocerca serialis cubense, 14948 nucleotides. RefSeq names its product E3 ubiquitin-protein ligase HUWE1 (gene HUWE1). The record is from RefSeq and is a predicted model, not a curated record. The transcript has 60 exons. Gene Ontology annotation, molecular function: zinc ion binding; ubiquitin-protein transferase activity; protein binding. Bases 125 to 12883 code for a protein of 4252 amino acids. Gene Ontology annotation, biological process: protein polyubiquitination; positive regulation of protein catabolic process; proteasome-mediated ubiquitin-dependent protein catabolic process. Gene Ontology annotation, cellular component: nucleus. Lineage: Eukaryota; Metazoa; Arthropoda; Insecta; Orthoptera; Acrididae.